AUGCUCGAAAAAGCGCGCAAACGAUCCGGAGAAUUUAUCCAUGACGAAGCUCGAGCAAUCAAGCACAAACUCUCGGACGCCGCUGCCAGCAUAAAAAACAAGGCAUCCGGCUUCACGGAUCCUGCCGAUCCGACCACACGUACUAUUCGAGAGAUAAAGAAGAAGUCUCGAGAGCACCCUGGCCACAGUGAUGAAAUGGGUAACAAUUUUUGUUUCAUAAACAGCUAG
Gongylonema pulchrum is the source of this 228-nucleotide messenger RNA. NCBI's taxonomy places the organism in Eukaryota, Metazoa, Nematoda, Chromadorea, Rhabditida, Gongylonematidae. The record is from the annotation of a GenBank genome assembly.